AUGAACUACCAGCGCCCAAACAACCAACAGGACUCUUUGGAGUCCAUUCUACACGGUGCCUACGGCAACGUGCCAGGAUACUUAACCAACCCUCCGCCCCCUCCGCCGGUGCCAGUCAUGCCCACGAAUAAAGCUUCGCCUGCGCAGGCGCGCGCGGACGCCGUGGGCCCGCUCGAGCCUCGCAAGAAGCCCGGCGUCAAAAACGGCGCCAAGAAGCGCUCGUGGGUGUGGGACUGGUUCGUUCAGGACCACGCAGACGCCAAUGCUGCUGUCUGUGACCACUGCCAGAAGACCAUUCUCCGCUUGGCGCUGGACAAGGGCCUGCCCAAGAAGUUGAGCGAACACCUCAAGACACACAAGAUUUCGCGCGAGUCUAUCAAUCCUACGCGCGAGGGCCACGUACCGCAAGGCAACGACUCUGCACGUGUGCUCCAUCCGAGUAUGGAGGAGUCAAUGCACGCGACCGCGCUCCUCGCGUACGCACCAGGCGCACCGCCUACGCGCGCGCCCGAAGCGCGCUACUACUCGCAGGAGUUUGACAACGGCGAGUACACGCAGAUGAAGUUCCAGAAGAACAUCAUGCGGUUCUUGACUGAAAACAAACUCCCGAUCGCGGUUGUCAAGUCACACUCAUUCCGCCAGAUCAUCUACGACAUGCGCCCCAACUCGAUUCCUGAGUUGAACGAGUUGAACUCGUUAUACUCGAGCUUGAUCCAGGUGUUAAAGAACGACAAGGAUGAGCCAGAAUCGGAGGCGGCGGGCGGGAGCAUGUUUGCUCAGGGAGAAGCGCCGGCGAACGGCGCGAGCUGGGAAAUUCUUAGGUGA
Babjeviella inositovora NRRL Y-12698 is the source of this 825-nucleotide messenger RNA. RefSeq lists its product as uncharacterized. NCBI's taxonomy places the organism in Eukaryota, Fungi, Ascomycota, Pichiomycetes, Serinales. The transcript has a single exon. The record is from RefSeq and is a predicted model, not a curated record. Bases 1 to 825 code for a protein of 274 amino acids.